AUGAUGCUGACUGUUGCAAAAGGGCCAACAUGUUACGAGGAUAUAAAAAAGGUCGGUGGAAUUGUUCGUGACAGUUUUAGGGAUGCAUGUUUUGAAAUGGGAUUUCUUAAUGAUGACAAGGAAUAUGUUGCAGCCAUUAACGAGGCCAAAGAUUGGGGUUCGGGACAUUUUUUGAGAAAGUUAUUCGUAACUAUGCUACUGUCCGGUACAAUUAACAUACCGCGUCACGUUUGGCAAAAAACUUGGAAGACGCUGUUCGACGGUAUUCUGCACCAACAAAGACAGUUAACAAAUAUAAAAGAUAUGCAGUUAACAGAAGCUGAGUUGAAAAACUUGACCCUCAUUGAGAUUGAGAAUAUGUUGCAAUCCAAUCGAAGAAGUUUGCACGAAUUCAAAGACAUGCCUUAUCCGGAUGCUUAUGUCACAUGGCACGUUGGAAACCGACUGAUUUACGAAGAACAUGAUUAUAAUACUGAAGCUGAGCGAGAAAACUUCAACAAUCUCUUUCGAGCCCUUACAGAUGAACAACGCUCAAUCUUUGAAAAAAUCAUGGAAGCUGUCGGAAAACAAAGAGGAGGGGUCUUUUUUUUACACGGUUAUGGAGGGACCGGUAAAACUUUCAUGUGGAGGACACUAUCAAGUGCACUUCGUUCGAAGAAAAAAAUUGUGCUUGCUGUUGCUUCAAGCGGUAUAGCUUCGUUGUUAUUACCAGGUGGACGAACUGCUCAUUCCAAGUUCAAAAUUCCUGUGCCAACACUUGACAACUCCACUUGCAAUAUUGACAAAAACACUGAACAUUCUCAAUUAUUCGAGGCAACGGACGUGAUAAUAUGGGAUGAAGCACCUAUGGCUCAUAAAAAUUGUUUUGAGGCAUUGGAUAGAACACUUAAAGACGUCAUGACCAAGAAGGGAUUUGGGAAUAAAAUCUUUGGCGGCAAAGUUGUUGUUUUUGGAGGAGACUUCAGACAGAUUCUUCCAGUUGUUCCGAGAGCAGGGCGUUCUAAUAUUGUUCAUGCAUCCAUAUGCUUCUCUUGUAUCUGGGACUAUUGCCAGGUUCUAACACUGACAAAAAACAUGAGACUUCAGCAUGGAAGCGAUAAUACAAGUUCUAAUGAAUUAGCGGAGUUCUCAAAAUGGAUUUUAAAUGUCGGUGAUGGUAAGAUAUCUGAACCAAAUGAUGGAUUGGUGGACAUAGAGAUUCCUCAAGAUUUAUUAAUUACCAAUUAUGAAGAUCCUAUCAAAGCUAUUGUUGAGAAUACAUAUCCCAAUUUGGUUAAUGUAUUCCAAGAUGUUGCAUAUCUACAAGGAAAAGCAAUUCUUGCCUCAACCAAUGAAGUUGUGGAUAAGAUCAAUCAUUAUGUAUUGGACCUUAUACCAGGUGAAGAGAAAGAGUAUCUUAGUUACGAUUCAAUCGAUAGAACUGACUCGAGUUAUACCGAAGCUUAUGAAGUGCUAACUCCAGAAUUUAUUAGCAAAUUAAGGACAUCAGGUUUACCAAAUCAUAGAAUCAAAUUGAAAGUUGGUACUCCCAUUAUGCUUAUGAUAAAUUUGGACCAGUCAGAUGGAUUGUGUAAUGGAACAAGAUUGAUUGUCACAAGGUUGGCCAAUCAUGUCAUUGAGGCAAAAAUUAUUUCUGGCAAGAACAUAGGUAACCUUUUUUACAUUCCUCGAAUGUCUAUGUCACCUUCAGAGUCACCGUGGCCAUUUAAGUUGAUUAGGAGACAAUUUCCAAUUAUUGUCUCUUACACAAUGACAAUUAAUAAGUCUCAAGGCCAGUCUCUUGAUAGUGUUGGUUUGUAUUUGCCUUCUACCGUGUUUAGUCAUGGACAACUUUAUGUUGCAAUCUCAAGAGUUAUAACAAAAAGUGGUCUUAAAAUCUUAAUACACGACAAAGAGAAUGUUCCGUGCUCCACUACCACAAAUGUUGUAUACAAGGAGGUUUUCCAAUCACUUUGUUAG
Messenger RNA from Vicia villosa (hairy vetch), 1959 nucleotides. RefSeq lists its product as uncharacterized. Lineage: Eukaryota; Viridiplantae; Streptophyta; Magnoliopsida; Fabales; Fabaceae. The transcript is spliced from 4 exons. The record is from RefSeq and is a predicted model, not a curated record. The coding region runs from base 1 to 1959 and encodes 652 amino acids. Gene Ontology annotation, molecular function: DNA helicase activity. Gene Ontology annotation, biological process: DNA repair; telomere maintenance.